Molecule: messenger RNA, 3685 nt
Organism: Paramormyrops kingsleyae
Lineage: Eukaryota; Metazoa; Chordata; Actinopteri; Osteoglossiformes; Mormyridae
Product: doublecortin domain-containing protein 2
Biological process (GO): intracellular signal transduction; regulation of cilium assembly; dendrite morphogenesis
Cellular component (GO): axoneme; kinocilium; microtubule organizing center
Source: RefSeq, a predicted model, not a curated record
GGCAGAUUAUUCUAUAAAACAUAUUUUUACAACGCAUUUGUAACGUCUGUCAUUGAUAAUUAUAUCUAGAUUUCUUUACUUGAAUCAGGGAGAUAUAUUUAGGCCUAUAAUUUAUAGACCUAUGUAGAUAUCAUAUAAAACAUAAAUGCCCUCUCACUCACCAUGGCUGAUUAACUAGACUAACAGCAGCUAGCCUUUAAAAUGUUCUUCUAUGUUACUACUUUAUCAAUUUGUUCGUUACGUUAAGCGUAAAUUACUGUAAUUCUGUAUAAACAAAACUUAUUUAUGGAGUUAAACAUGAGAUUGCUUAGAUCGAGUAGGUAGUAGCUAGGCCUGCUUUAUAGAUAAAUGCAAUUAUUUUUAUUUUACAGUUGAUCUUAUAGCUUUUGUUGUCCGCGAACGAGGCUAUUUAGCUGUUUGUUGUCAUACUGUGGGGGGAACAAACAUGUUUUUAGAUACGGACAUAGCGCAUCUAUGGGGAAGCAACAUCCUGGCUGCGCGCUGCAACCAAUUCUCUGGGCGCCUCAUUAAAGCGUUGCCUGGUUGUGAGGCUCAAAGUUUGGGGGCAAUACUGGCGAUCUCCUGGUGGCUUUAAGCUGGCUGGACCUAACAUGUGAAAGGAAGCAGGCAGCGCUUGUCCUCUAGCUGUUGAUUACGUUAAUCACGUUGCAGGAAGAUGGUGCGUGAGUUUCUGCUGCUGGAGAUGUUUCUAUAGAAACAUUUGGAGAUGGUUGGGAAGCUUCCCCUGAUAUCUCAGAGCUUCAUGCAAAGCGGUGCAUGACAUGCGUCCUCUCAGCUGCCAUAUCAAUGCUUAGGCACCAGUGCUUCGAAACAGCCAGACAGCGUCGCCUUGAAAUAAAGCUGCAGGCUGGUAUGAUUUGCUGAGGAAUAUGCAGUUUGCGUGAGUUAUCUACGGAAAGUUAAGGGAAAGUGCGCUCUCUUCCAUCCGGAGCGUUAAGAAGAGCAAUACUCAUCAUGCACUUUUUAAUAUCACGACUGUUGUAAAUUGCAUCGUAGUCCCAAAUUUUCUAGUGCUCGUCUAAUACCUUGAAGGCUAUAGGUAGUAACUAAAUUAAGGGCGCAUCAUGAGCGCAGAGAAGCCCAGCUUCCUGUCCCAGCCCGUCGUGAAAAAUAUAUACGUAUAUCGCAACGGCGAUCCUUAUUACGAGGGCCGCCGGCUGGUCAUUAACGAGAAGAAGGUGUCCAGCUUCGAGACCUUCCUGCGGGAGGUAACCGGCGGCGUGCAGGCUUCGUUCGGCGCCGUGAGGAACAUCUACACGCCGAAAGCCGGACACCGGGUCUCCUCCAUGCAGCACAUCCAGAGCGGGCAGCGCUACGUGGCCGCGGGGAGCGAGAGGUUCAAGAAGCUGGACUAUUCACAGAUCGGGACCAAAAAGAAAAAGCUUCUUCAGAAUAAUGGAAUAAUGGUAAAGCCGGCGGCCCAAAGCCAUAUAGUUGCGUCAGCGAGGUUCCUGAAACCCAUCAAAGAGCCCUGUCUGAUUUUCGUGGUGGCGAAUGGAGACAUACUGAACCCCCCUGUCCGGCUUCUGAUACCGCAGCGGAUGCUCGGCCUUUUCGAGCGAGUGCUGGAGAUGAUCACCGAGAAGAUGAAUCUCAGGAUUAUGGGAGGCGUUCGCAGCCUGUACACGCUCGAUGGGACAUUCGUCAGCGAUGGAAAUGACCUGGAAAGCGGACAGUACUACGUGGCUGUUGGGCGAGAGAGGUUUAAGAAGCUCCCCUAUAGUGACCUCAUAUUUGCCAAACCAGCAUCGAUGAGAAGAUUUGUUGGGUCAAAGGCUGCCUCCCUGCCUCCGAUUUACAGAGUGAAAAAACAGAGCGGACCCGUGGACAGUGAUCAGAGUAAAUCGAUGGAAGCAACCAAUGGUGCAUCAAAUUCUAAGAUGGGGUCCCCGAACCAAGGCAAUGAGGCACAGCAUUUCCAGGCCCAGCUGAUGAAGCUGAGGCAGAGGAAGAGCAUGCUGACCAUGUCGCUAGGAGCCCAGGACAACGAUGAAGGGGACCAGAGAGAGGAGGAAGAUGCUGCAGAUCCAGAAGCUAACCAGCACGAGAGUCCGGAGGCUCCCCUGCCCUCCGAGGAGAUAAAAGGAGAAAACGAGACUGGCACAGAAGAGAGUGCAGGAGGAAAUGAUGACAGAGAGGAAGAUGUUACUGUCCCUGGUGCCAGCGAGCUGGAGGAGGAGGAAGAUGGAGCAACAGCUGCAGUCGAUGGAGAGGAGGAGUCAGACACAGUUGACACGAGGCCUUUGGUAAAUGGAAAUGGGGAAAUGAACGAGGGAGAACAGGACCCCACCCAGAUCUUAAACAGGAACGAGGAGAAGAGCGAGAGAGAAGCAGACAACCCCACUCCUGGUGUAAAUGGAAAUGAAGUCAACGGUGAGGAGGAAGGGGAUGGAGCAGAGGACUGCGGGGCGGAAACGGCAAAUGACCCGUCUCCCGAGAUGGAGGACAAGCAGGCAGAGGAAGAGCUGGUGGGUGGGGAUGAGAAGGAGGAGGGUGAAGCUGGAGAUGGAGGACAGGAAAACAGUGAGCUGGAGGCUAAGGACAACACUAAUGAAGGUGAGGAGACACAGGAAGUGACAUCAUCAGAAGAAGCCGAUCCUAGCGGAGCACCAGAGGGGGAAUAGGAAUAUCUAAAUGAAGUAAAGGACACUGGAAGUCCCAAAAAUGAAGAAACAUCCCAAGAAACUGAGGACAUGGAAAUUAAUAAAUAGCCUGUUGAAGAUAACAAUCUAGCAGGACAACAAUACAUAGACCUGUCUGAUGUCAGACCCUAAGGGCGACAGGAAUUCUGGGAAAAUAAAGCUCCUUGAAUUAAAUGACAAACUAUUGAAUACCUCAAUGAAUAAAAAAACAUAUUUCCACUGAAUUGGCAAAUUAGCCGAACAAUUCCGAAUAGAUCUAUUUAUUUUUAGUAUGCAGAUAUUUUCUGAAGAUUUAACACAAGGUAUAUUUUGUAGGGAUACAUAUAAGUUUUAUUUUAUCUAGUUAAGGUAAAGUCUGUGUGGAUGCUUUCCUUUAGCAAAGCAAAGUAAUUCUAUCGUGUUCUUAGAAAAAGCUAUUUUUUUAAUUUCACCAGUCUUUUUUCCCAAAAAAUCUCAGGGAAUUUAAUGAGGGACCUAAUAAUCAUAUGAAUUAAAAAAAAUGCUCAAUCAAUUAGCAGGUGGAUAUUUCAUGAAGCCGCACAACCCAAUUCAACAUGUGAACAAUAUUUUUUCUGUGUUUUACAUGACACAUUGUAACUCCGGCUUUCCAUGGAGAGCGUGUUGUAGGGUGACGGAGGACAGCCUCCCCCUGUACAAUUUCCAGACUACUUUUAGUUAAUAUUGAUUUGGCAGGCAAGGUGCUUUGGGAAUUACAUACAUCCAUACAUCUGCCACAUCACUAGACAUGGCUCAGAAUAAACAUUCGGCUGCACGUUACUGCAAAGGCCGCCGUGCAACAGGGAAAAUGCACUAGGGCUCAAGCAGUGAUCAUAUUUUGUGAACAGCUUAUGUAGACAUAGUUUAGUUAAAUGUUUAUAAUGUAGAUGGAAAAAUCUGGUUAAGAUUAAAAAAAUAAACUGCAUUCUUAAAAUCUUUUAAUGUGAACUUUGAAAGCAUAAGAAUAAUGAAAACAACACAUUUUGUAGUUACUGAGAAGAAAUAAAUGUUCCUAUAUAGUAAAA